AAAUCGUGAAAGAGACAACUUAUUAGAAGAUGGCGAGCUACCUUGACCGGCUUGAACGCGAAGGAUUACCUUCAAUUCACAGAAGUACGCAUAGUCAUAGUGAAAGAAGAGUUAUUUUCGAUGACACUUAUCGAUCCAGAUCUCCGAAAUGUCGUUCAAAUUCACCGACAUUGCGUUCAAAAUCACCGAUAUUGCGUUCAAGAUCUCCAACAGCUAUAUCUGAUUCACUUAUUUCUCCAAGACCACCAUCCCCAUCUCACAGACAUGACAGACGGUCAUAUACAGAGUUACAAAAUGUACAAGAUCAAGUACGAGUGUUUAAAGAAGAGCUAACAAAGAAAGAUGCACUGAUACAGCAGUUAGUCAGUAUGGAAAAUGUUCCAAAAUCCAGUUCAGUUCCAAUGAGAUCUGGAGCUGAUAAUUACAGGCUAGAAACUGUUUAUCUUGGAGACAGACAUGCCGUUGAGUCAGCACGCAGUGAAUUAGCAUCCCUCUCAGUCAAAUAUGAUAAACUGUGUAUAACUGUGAAAAGUAUGGAACGGGAAAUGGAAGAAAAAGAUGUUCAUAUCAGGGAAUUAAAAACUCUUUAUGAUACCAGUAAAGAGAACGAAUCUAGACUUACUUCCCUAUUAGAGUCUCAUAAACAACAAAUUAUAGAACUAGAAAGUCGUACAGGGUCAUUUCAGUCAGCUGUAGGCCGUAGUGAAUUCACUGUCUCAACUCUUCAGGAACAAAAUCGUCAGAAUGCUGAUAAAAUAGUAGAACUAGAAGCCAGAAUAAGAGAACUUUUGGAAAGCAGAGAAGGAGCAGAUUUCAGGUGUUCACAAGUAGACAGGAAAUAUAGUGAACUUAUGAGACAGAUUUCCAGUGUUUUGAGAAUUGAAGAAUUUUCUUUUGAAAGUCUUUCUGUAGAUGACAUUUCUCGAGGUGUUACAGAUCUAGUUCAAGAGAAUGCAGUGCUGAAGGGUAAACUUGUAACAUUAAAAGAAGCACUGAACAGUACAGAACUAGAAACCAAAGCUAGCAGGGAGACCAUAAUGAGGCUGGUGUCUGAAGUGGGUAAAGAGCAGAAAGUAGCCACUAGAUAUACCUCAGAUCUGGAGAGACUUCGAGUGGAAAGAGAUGAGGCAGUUGACAUCAGAAGGAGUCUGGAGAGGGAGGUAGAUGUUAUCAAGGAACGUUUGGUGGCUGCAGAGAGAGCUGCAAGUGCCAACAGAUCUGAAAUAGAAAUGAGAGAAGAGAGGAUGAAUAGAAAAGAAAGAGAAUUGAGAUCUAACAUUCAUGACAUCCAGUCAGCUAAGAGUUCAGUCAGACUGUUUAUGGAACAAAUAGCCACUUUGUUAAGUGAAGUGGAUGAUUCUGUGUUAGAAUGGUCUGAAGAAUCUAUCAAAUCUAGAGUUGCUAGUUUAAGAUCUAGAAACAAAGAAAUGGUUUCGGUAAUUGAGUCAUUAGAGGAACGGGUCAGAGCUCUUACAGAACAGCUAGAAUCACAAUAUGAAUUACAUAAAAGUUCUGCAGCUAGAGCCAGAAAGGCUGAAUCAGAGGUCGCUGAAUUAUUUGAAAAACUACGCAGUGCUGAAGGUGAACUAUCAGCUGGUGAUGUCUUGAGAGAUGGGUUCAGGUCCGAUAAGGAAAAGUACAUGAGAAUGCUCCAGAGACUUGGUCAGUCACUAAAAAUGGACAAAAUUUCCUCCGAUUUAGGAUUUGAUUUGACCAUUGACGCUAUUAUAUCAAGGGCUGAACAACUGGUCAAAAUGGAAGCUGAUACUAUUGCAGACAAAUCUACACACAUCUAUAACUUACAAAGAAAGGUUAAGUCCUUGAAAGAGCAACUGGAAAGCAAAGACCUUCACCUUGAUUUAAUGAGGAAGAAAAUGACAGGCAUGGAGGAGAAAUUGUUAGGAAAACAUGUCAUUGAAAAGGAAAGAGAUUCAGAAAGCUACAGAAAUCGUAAAUUAGAGAAACUAGUUGAAAAAUACAAGAUGCAAUUACAAGAUGCUUCUCAAGAAAUCAUAAAUCUCAAAGCUCAACUGUUGGGAUCCAGUGAUAUCAAGAUGAGAACAAUGGAACAAAGACAAGAAAUUGAUGAAUUAGUUAAGCAGGUAGAAGAACUAGAAGAAUUGAGGAAGAGACAGGCCAGAAAGAUUGGUGCUCUCAAAAAUGAACAUAAUUCCUACGAAUCAUCUUCCAGGGAAAAGAAUGUUGUUGCUGACAAUGCUGUUCAAGCUCUUUCAAGUGAACUCAGAACAACAAAGAAUUCCCUACAGACAACACACAAUAGAGAGAAACAACUCCUAGACUUCAGAAAUGUCAUUUGUAGGAUGUUGGGUCUUGACAUUAACACACUUGCAAUUCCUGAUUAUGAAAUCAUCUCACGGUUAGAAAAACUUAUCCAAGCACAUCAUACCCAUGCAUUCACAACCAUGAGUAUGGAGGAGGCAUUAGCAGACAUGGAAGAUGGGUUUGUCAGUGGUUAUGAGGACUACAGACAAACUGUUAAUACUUCAAACCAGAACCAAACAAUACAGAGAUCAAGAGAGAGAGCAAGACGCAAGGCUGCAAGAGCUCGUGCACGAUCAGCUUCCCCAGUCAGAAGAGACCAUAGAGUUUAUUGAAUUCUUUAGACAUUGUAGUAGAUGAAUGGACUUAAACUGUAGAUCUUCCCUGUGUUAGUCAGUCAAAAAUCAGGAAAAAAAGAGAAAAAAAAAUAAUAUGUACACUUUGCUAAAUGCAUUUAUACCCAAUCAUGAAAAAAUGUGCUGUUUGCUAAUAACAAGAUUAUACUACCAAGAGGGUAUAAUCAAAAGGGGUAAAUGUUUAGUACAAAAGAAUAGAAUAGACAGAAAAUUAGGGAAAAUAAAAAGUCAUUUUUGUCAACAUUUUGAACAGAUUUUUUAAUGCUUGUGUGGUCAAAAAGUUAUUCCAUGAAAUCUUUGGCCCUUUUCACAAAAAUCAUAUGACUAAAAAUUGGAUGUUAAUGAGUGAAAUGUUUAUGGCUCAAAUAAUUAUUACCCCAAAAAAAUGUGAAAUUGAUUACAGAAUCUCAUUUGUGAAGUGCUCAUGAUUAAAAUUGAUGUAUAUGUAGUCAAUAUUUAAGCUUAAUUUGCUUUAACAGUGGUAAAUUUUACUCUUUUUAGGUGCCAAAUUUUUAACAGCUUUAGUUAAUGUACUAUAUACCAAUAUUUUAAAGGAACAUUACUUUUUUAUAAGUACUUUUUAAAAUAUUGCUCAGAAUGUUAUCAAAAUUGGCAACAUCCAUGAUUUUAUUAUUGUUAUUUAUAUCAGUAAACUUAUUGUUAUUUUUAUAUGUUGACAUUUUAGUUAGUUUUUAUAUUAUGUAUGAUUUUAUAUUUCAUUUAGACAGUCUUAUACAAAUUCUUUCAUGUAUUUUACAAGAUACCCUUUUUUCAGUAAAAUAAUCAAAAUUACCUGUUAGAUACUGUUCAUAACUUUUUGGAUUGAAUGAUUCCAGAGUGGACUUUAGGUUACAUAAAAGAGAUAAAGAAAUUGUCUAGAAUGACUUUGCAUCAAAUUAUGUGCAAUUUAUAGGUAAAAUAGAGUAAAGAUUUAAACUACAAGUAGAUACUUAAUAUAUAUAAAAUACUUAAAAGGUGGAGGAAUUUAUAUAUAAAAGGAGACACAUUUUCUUUGAUAGCUUUAAACUGACUGAUUAUUCUUUUUAUCAUAUACAUAAUCAAAAUGAUUCAUUUGCAAUUUUGUUACACUAAAAAGUUGGAAACAACCUUGUUUUUGGGGCCAGAUUUUACAUAUGAAUUGACCAAGUAAAUUCAUCAGAAGGAUGGAAGUGCCCCUGGCUUUUUGAACAUUGAUUAUAGACAUUGAUUUUGAUAAUGAAAAAUCAAUUAUCAUUUUUUUUAACAACUUAGCAAAAGCAUUUUGUUCUGUUUGAGUCCAAAAACAUCAUCAUAAAUAUCUAAUCAGCAAUUCUUUACUCCGACAUUCCAAAAUUUAAAGAGUUAUAUAGCAAUAGUUAUAAUGUUUAAUGUAGACCAAAUAAAUUUAGUAAAAAUUAACAGUGUUUAUUUCAACAUUUAGAAUCUAUGGCAGUUUAUUUUUACAUUCCUGAGUAGUUGCUGUUGUAAGCAAUAUUUUCAUACUUUAAUCAAAAUGUUCUAGGACAUCUGCUCAUAUCCCCUUUUAAUGUUUUUUUUUGUGUAUUUAAAUGUUCUCUGUAAUGAAUAGUAAGUCUUGUAGGGCAGCAAUUAUUGAAGACUGGAUACCGGUUCAUUUCAUAAAAUAUUUACCUGAUAGAAUUUUAAAUAACUGGAGUUAUUGCCCUUUAUCCAACAAACAACAUUCCAGUUCAGGGAAAUGAAAGGUGCAUUUGUAGUAAAUGUUUUAUUCUGUGAUAUUGUUAUUUAAAUGUUUAUUCGUAGGUCCUUUAUUAUUAUUAUUUGUACAUAUUCCUUCAUGUUUACAUCUCUUACUGUCAUUAAAUAACUGCCAUUUUAUAA
Molecule: messenger RNA, 4475 nt
Organism: Mytilus trossulus (common blue mussel)
Lineage: Eukaryota; Metazoa; Mollusca; Bivalvia; Mytilida; Mytilidae
Product: coiled-coil domain-containing protein 170-like
Exons: 12
Coding region: 30-2615 (861 amino acids)
Source: RefSeq, a predicted model, not a curated record